This is a messenger RNA of Bicyclus anynana (squinting bush brown), 4160 nucleotides long. It is a transcript of the gene ovo, whose product is annotated as transcriptional regulator ovo. The transcript is spliced from 4 exons. The coding region runs from base 197 to 2683 and encodes 828 amino acids. The record is from RefSeq and is a predicted model, not a curated record. Gene Ontology annotation, biological process: epidermal cell differentiation; regulation of transcription by RNA polymerase II. Gene Ontology annotation, molecular function: DNA-binding transcription factor activity, RNA polymerase II-specific; RNA polymerase II cis-regulatory region sequence-specific DNA binding. Gene Ontology annotation, cellular component: nucleus. Lineage: Eukaryota; Metazoa; Arthropoda; Insecta; Lepidoptera; Nymphalidae.
GUCCUUUCGCAGCGGCCAACGGUACUGGAUGUGCCGCUAGCUGCUCCGCACCAAAUAAACAGAAACGCGAGGAAACUCACCGUGCAGUGUUAUGAUGCAAAGUGUUUAUCCAUUUUGGACGGGGUGAUAUAUUUGUUUUCAAACUGAACUCGUGACGGACUGAAGGAUCCAGUGCAGUGUUGAUUGACUACUAAAGAUGCCGAAGAUUUUCCUAAUAAAGAAACGGUUGCACGAGCAGCAACUCGGCUUGCAGGAGGGUCAGGAGUUGCUCGGCAAGGGUGACCCUCUGUGCCCUGGCUCUCCUCUCGACGACGGGCCAAUACCGCUCCUCUCCAAAAAGGACAAGGAAUGCGUCGAUCGCGAUGUCUUUGGUGAGAAUAACGGAGCACACAACUCACAAGAACGACGAAAUAAAGAACCCAGAAGAUUCAUUUCAUCGAUUCUUGGUGGUGAAAUACCUUAUGGCAGCCACCGAGGGCAUGUUCUUACCCAAGCUGAAAGAAAACAGUAUUUACCUGUUGUUGCUGAAGACAAAAAGACUGAAGAUAAACCACUAAUAAAAGAAGAAAAAGAUAUAUUAGAGAACGAGCCAGUAGUCCUACCAUCUAGAAACUCACCAUCCCCAGAAUCAGCUCCUUCACCUGGAAUUGAUAACAGUGUAACUUGUCAAAAAGUGUCUGUGAUACAAAGAACUCCUUCACAGUCACAAUUUCGAGACGGUAAAAAAGAACUAUCUGAUGUAACUAUUCCAGCAACAUUACCGACAUCAGAACCAGAACAAGACCAGCCUAUUGACUACGCAAUUGCAAAGAAAAGAGGUGAAUCUGAAGAUGAAGAGACAGAGAAAAAGAUAAGAGAACAGAGACGUACAAGCAGCUCUAAAAUUGCUAAUGGAAUUUUAGCAAGGCCUUUAUUAGUACUCAGAAAUCGUCCUGGUAAUAAGAUUCCUGGCAUUUUAAGUGCUGCAGCUGGUCAUGGAAGAUCCACUGGUAGUAAUGGAUCAAAUGGAAAUUCACAAAGCAGUGGUGGCUCUGGUAAUUUUAGCUCAGGUACUGGAAGUGCUGCUCCAUCGUCUGGUGGAGGUGGAGCCCUUGGAGGUGGAUCAGGUAGUGGCGGUAAUGGCCGCGAUGGACGAUCAAACUAUGGCCCUAACAGUCCUCCAACUGGUAGUCUUCCACCUUUUUACGAAACCUUAGGCCCCUCGACUAAAAGUGGACAAAACACAUUUAAUGCCAAUGGUAAUUUUACAAAUGAAUUCAAUAUUAUUAAUGGUUUUAACAUGGAUUGUGAGAACAAUGAAAAUACAAAUACCAACUUUCCUGAACAAAGUAAACAAUAUUCUUUAAUGCAAAAUGCACAUUACGGUUUAGCUCUUAAAGAUGAAGAGAUUGAUUAUGAAAAUAAAUUAGAAAACUUAAGCGCUAUUGGAUAUGGCAGUAACUUUGACGAUUCAAUGGUUGUAGAUAUGGGAGAAGAUGUAAUAGAUAAUAAUCAAUUUUAUACAACUUUAACAUUUCCACCAAAUGAAGGAAUAUUAGGAAACCUAUCAGACUCUACAGAGGACUUUGCUAGUUUCUUAAAUAAUCAAGUGGAAUCAAUAACCGAUUCUGAAUUGCGAGAAUCUUCAUCAAUUACACCAGACUCUGUACACAACUCAGUUGAUAUAGAAUCGUUGGCAGAGCAAGUAAAUUUAAGCAGACAGUAUUAUGAAAAAGCUAACUACAUCGCAUUUGCAAGCCAAGAACAAGGUUCAACUUACAAUUUUGCAAAAGAACGACCUGAUUUAUUGAUGCAACUUAACCCGGCGCUUCUCCAAAACGAAGGUCAAAUGCAGCAAUUACAAAUUCAUGUUCAACUACAACAAAGACAGCAAAUAUUGUCACCGGGAUUUCCAUUCACUAACUCUUCCCUGGACCUGGACUCCCCGACAGGAGUUUCUCUACCGUCUCCGGGUGGCAACAAUUCUCUGGAUGGCAGUCACAUAGAAAAUUCUGCUCUCAGCCCUGCUGCCGCUGUAAGUGUCAAGAAAGCCUCUAUCGGUGAUAGCAAAAUGCAAAUCUUGCAACAAAGGUUGGGUCUUCCAGCAGAACUUCCCUUGGAAUUCAUCAACGGUGGACAUGGAGUGAAAAACCCUUUAGCUACCGAAGCCAAUGCUAGACAAAGAGAAGAAGAAAAAAAUAAGCAAGUGUUAGUAAGCGAAGAUGACCCGACGAAAUUUGUGUGCAGAAUUUGCACGAAAAACUUCAGCCUGCAAAGACUGCUGAAUAGACAUAUGAAAUGCCACUCUGACGUCAAACGAUACUUGUGCACCUUCUGUGGCAAAGGUUUUAACGACACCUUUGACCUCAAAAGACAUACAAGAACACAUACAGGCGUACGGCCUUAUAAAUGUAACUUGUGCGAAAAAUCCUUUACCCAAAGAUGCUCCUUAGAAUCACACUGUUUGAAAGUUCACGGAGUACAGCACACCUACGCUUAUAAGGAGAGGAGGACUAAGAUGUAUGUAUGCGAAGAAUGCGGUCACACAACAUCGGAACCUGAAGAACACUACAUGCAUCUCAAAAAACAGCAUCCUUACUCACCUGCGCUACUGAAGUUCUACGACAAGAGACAUUUUAAAUUUACAAAUGCAACUUUCGCUAAUCAACUUCUAGGGCAACUGCCCAUGCCAGUUCAUAAUUAAGGGUCCAGAAAUGUAAUCCAAUUUUGUACUACUUUUGAUACGUACUUACUAAUUUAUUACUACAUUUAAACGUUUGGUACAAAAUUGGAAUAAGAAGUACGAAUUUAUUCCGUCCGUUUUUAAGGAAUCAGUUUAAUUUAGUAGAACUAAAAACCCCAGUGCGUACGCAAUCUUUAUGAAUGCGAUACACUGGAAAAACUCGGUUUUACACUGUCUUCCAAACUAAAUAUGGGUAUAACACAUUUUGAAACUGAAUAUUUUGCGAUUUAGUUUCAAAUGAGGAACGAUAUCAACUUCUAGUUCCAUUUCAAAAUACCUUCAUUUUUUAACAGUCAAAGGAAAUCCCUUAAGCUUUAUUAAAAGGCGUGACUGCAAUUAAAAAAUCAAAGUAUCGGGUAUUAUGUGCAAUCUUUGGUGAUGGUACGGGAUUAUUAUUAAGUUUAGUAAUAGUGUAAAUCUUAACAAUUAGUUUUAGUACAUUUCUAAUGUUAUUGAAAUUAUAUAGCGUGUUUCAUUUCAAUUCAGCGGUUACAUCGGAUUAUUAUAUUAGAUGGUGCUAAAUGCGAGUAUUACGAAUGUCGUUGACUUGAAGCGAAGCGAUUAUGAUUCGGAUGACACUCUUUGUCCAAAUCAUAAAACAACGUCAAUGUCAAUAAGGCCUUGAUGGUAACUCCAGGAUAAGGAAUCUCUUUUCCUCGUUUAGUGAUAUUAGUUUCUAAUCGUCUCACAAAAUAUUAACACAAAUAUAAUGUCACAAGUAUUGUGUUAUGUAUGUACUUAAUGUUAUGUUUGUUCUUUGUUGGUACUUAUUAAUGUAACGAAAUUAUAAAAUCUUGUACGUGAGAACACACGUUGUCCUCACGAUAAGUCGUACCAAGUUAAAAUGCAUUUCUAGAUUUAUUUAUAUUAUUUAAAUUAUAGAUUCGACCUGAAACAAUCUAUACUGUGAGUGUGUAUGAGAAUUAUCUUAUUGUGUAAUUAAGUUAUUAAAUGUGUUGACUGUUAAUGAAACAUCGAGAUAAAUAUUGUAAAUCAAAAUAUUUGGUAGUGAAUGUUGAAUCUAAUAUUAUUGUGCUCAAUUUUUGGUACAUUUGCGCUUUCACAGCGAAGCUUGUGGAUAUGAAAAUUGUAAAUAUGUCUAAAUUUAGUGUGUAGUAGUAAAAAUUUAAAAUAAUUCUAUCUAAAUAUUUUAGUAGUACCUAAUUAGUGUUUAUGAGAUUUUUAAAAAAAGAUAAAAUUGUUAUAGUAUUUUGUACGAUUUGGUAAGUUUUGAUAGAUCUGAACACAUAAUUAAUAUAUUGGCUUAUCAUCAUGGUUUUGUCCCACUAUAUUAAUGUGAUAGCGCAAUGCCUUGAUUUCACCUACUUCUUUUGCAUUUAUUAGCAUUUUGAACCCAUUUUCAAGUUGUUGUUUCGUAUUUUUUGGAAACGCUCUUGUUAUUCAGUACUGAUAAGCAAUAUAUCAAGAUUAAAACAUU